ACCUGCUCCGGCCUCGGCACUAUGGCUGCCCGCGUGCUCCAGCGCGCCGUGCUCUGCCAGAGGAGGGCUCUCGGCGCGGGCCCAGGUAGAAGAUCUCUUCUUUCUGCGGCCUAUGUGGAUAGCUCAAAAUGGGAAAAGAGACAAAAAGAGGAGCAUAACCUGGCUGACUUGGCUCACUUAAUGGACAGAACCUACGAAAGAAAGCUGCCUGUCAGUUCUUUGACAAUAGCCCGGUUUGUUGACAACAUUUCUUCACGAGAAGAAGUGGAUCAAGCUGAAUACUACCUUUACAAGUUUCGUCAUAGUCCAAAUUGCUGGUACUUGAGAGACUGGACCAUCCACAGCUGGAUCAGACAGUGUUUGAAAUAUGGUGCUCAAGACAAAGCCUUAUACACAUUAAAAAACAAGGUUCAGUAUGGAAUUUUUCCAGAUAAUUUUACAUUCAAUAUUUUGUUGGAUUGUUUUAUAAAGCAGAAGAAAUAUGAAGAUGCUAUGUCAGUAGUAACAGAGAUCAUGCUCCAAGAAAGUUUUGAUGAAUUAUCAACACAGCUUCUUUCCCUGUAUGUUUUAUACCAGUAUCUGGCAACCAAGUCUGAUCAUGCGUGGGAAGAGGAGAGAAAUCUUGGAGCAUCGCUAGUGCUUGCGGGUCUAAAGCAAAAUAGCACUGUGGGUUUUAGCUCCCAGCUGUAUGGCUAUGCAUUCCUUGGAAAAGUGGAGUUGAAUAAGGGACUAAGAGCUGUAUACAAUCUAAUGCCACUGAUGUGGACACCUGGGUAUUUGAAUAGAGCCUUGCAAGUGAUGGAGAAUGUGGCUUCAUUGUCAGGAGACAGCAAAAUCUGCAAAGAAGCUAUUGAUGCCCUGGAGACCAUUUUGCAGUCUGUCCUUGAAGCCAAACCUGAUCCAGCAUCUGCUGAAGAAGUCAAGGGAUUAGAGCAGAAAUCACAGUGUGCAGAAUCAGAAGAAACAGAGCAAUCUAAAGCACUUGAGUACUACAGUCGAUUCAAAUUCCCAGAGCAGUACUCAUCUCAUAGCCCAUGGUUUCCCUUGCUGCUGUCACCUGGAUGGCUGUGACUUUGCACAGUUGUUCUGGAUGCAGACUGUUCUGAAGAAAUUUCAGAAGUUAAAAGACAAGUAUCCUGUGGUUUCAGCUCGCACAAACACACUUUUCCUUUCUUUAAUUUUUAUUUGCACAACUUAACCACUAAUCUUUAGAUAUUAAACUUGCUUUGUAGGCAGUUAGAACUUUUUAAUUAAAGUGUUUGGGAAUCAGUGGGUGCUCAGCAUGUGGUAAUUAUUGCCUCGAUGAAUUACAGUGAAUUAGGUAAACACAAGUGCCCUUUGAAAGAGGGAAUGAGACAUUUUUAUGUGUCUCUCAUUGUCUAUCCAUUGUCUAGCCUUGCAGAAAAUAAUGCAGAGUGCUUGAAACAAGGCCUAAAUAUCAAAUCAGGAACAGGCUAGUGUCAAGAGGGUAGUUUUCUUCUCACCUUAACCUUUCCACAAGUUCCAUAAUUAAUCCCCUUUCAGACAUUCCCUGGUGUGGCAGCAAGUGCCCUGACUUUGAGCCGAAAAACUACAGACCCAAUGCUUAACUCCUAAGAUCUCACCAAGGAAAGUCUGCAUAUGAGCAAGACAUAGCCCUCAUGUGGACUCUAGGCAUCCAACAGUAAUUAUAUGUCAAUAAGCCACAAUUUCAGGUUGUCUGAAUAAGAAAAGGGGCUCUCAACUCAGAAUGCCAUUUCAGCCAAGCCUGAAAGAGUUCUCAGACUCUCCUCUCAAAUCUGUUAGGACAGCAGUAGUCACUCUUCCCAGCUUAAUCCUGGACACUGAGAGGUGUCGUUCACAGGGCAGAGUGGUGCACUAGAAAGCCAUGCAAGUGUGAGGGAAGGUGGCAGCUCUGAACCAGCCUUCUGCUGUGUGCAUUCACAGCUGCUGUCCCAGUGCAGAUCACCUGCUCUUCUGUGUAACCCCAGCAAAGGGUUUGCACUUCUGCUGCUGAAAACGAUUCGGUUGUACUUUGUCCAACCCUGCAUUAGCCAGCACAUCCCAGUCUUUCUCCUUGGCCUCAAAACCAAUUACUUCUGCCUCCUGCACGCCCAGUUCUCUUUCACAAAUCAUACAUCUCAGAAUACAAGGAAAAGCAUAUGGAUUUGCUCCAGACAUACGCAUACUCCUCCAUUAUGUUCUAUGGAAUGGACUUACUGUCUCAUUCCGACCUUCAGAACAGCUAUUUGUGGAAGUACCUGAAAAAGCCAUGGCAGCCUAACAGAUACACGUCCUUCACUUCCACUAAAACAAACAGAACUUGAGGACAUUUGGCUCUUUCCAGAUAAAGCCUUUAGAGCUGUAAUCUAGACACUGUGUUGU
Messenger RNA from Empidonax traillii (willow flycatcher), 2364 nucleotides. RefSeq names its product mitochondrial ribosomal protein S27 (gene MRPS27). The coding region runs from base 22 to 1071 and encodes 349 amino acids. Gene Ontology annotation, cellular component: mitochondrion. The transcript is spliced from 11 exons. The record is from RefSeq and is a predicted model, not a curated record. NCBI's taxonomy places the organism in Eukaryota, Metazoa, Chordata, Aves, Passeriformes, Tyrannidae. Gene Ontology annotation, molecular function: protein binding.